GCUCAGAAGCACACUCUUCAGUUCAGUUCAUCCUUACCCUUUGCUCUCCACACUUGCAGAUAAGCUGGUUCUACCUGUGAGAGGAGAGUUGGAUAGGUGUCCAUGGCUGGGUUGCAAAGAUCGGCAACGACUUUCAGAAGGUCUGGUUCCUCGGGCUUGGUCUGGGACGAGCGUUUCCUGACCGAGGCCGACGCCGAGGCGAAGGCUGGCGAUGGUGCCGCGGAGGAGACCCAGCCGGAGCUGCGGCAUUCCCGGAGCGUCGGGAGCAUCGGCAUGAUGCGCCGCGGUGGUGAUAAUGGCGACGACAAGAAGGCGAAGCAGAAGAAGCAGAAGCAGGCUCAGGAGGAGGAGGCGCACAACAACCAGCAAGUAUUCCGGACCAAGGACGUGGCCCCGGACGUCGACCCGCCGUCGCCGCGGGUAUCGGGCUGCAUCCUCUGCUCCAUCUUCGGGAGCUCCGGCACCGGCUCCGGCUCGGCGCGCCGCCGAUCCAAGCCCAGGAAGAAGUGACGGCAAUACUUACGUACGUUGUGGUGCAGCCUGUUUCACUGUAAAGUUUGAGCCAUGGAUGUGGGCAUGUUUAUACUAUAGCCAUAUGAGCUUGCUACUCGAUAUGCAUGUGUCAGUCAGGUUAGUUCCCUUUUUUUUUUGUCAGUUUCUUGGUUCAGAUCCAUGCUUCAAACCACAGUUAGAACUUGUAGCUGGUAUGCAGCUAUUGAGAUCUGGAAUCGUUCUUGGUUCCGUUUGGUGUUUA
Phragmites australis (common reed) is the source of this 754-nucleotide messenger RNA. RefSeq names its product MAPK kinase substrate protein At1g80180-like. The record is from RefSeq and is a predicted model, not a curated record. The coding region runs from base 103 to 510 and encodes 135 amino acids. NCBI's taxonomy places the organism in Eukaryota, Viridiplantae, Streptophyta, Magnoliopsida, Poales, Poaceae. The transcript has a single exon.